Molecule: messenger RNA, 795 nt
Organism: Trichoplax adhaerens
Lineage: Eukaryota; Metazoa; Placozoa; Uniplacotomia; Trichoplacea; Trichoplacidae
Exons: 4
Coding region: 1-795 (264 amino acids)
Cellular component (GO): nucleus; mitochondrion
Source: RefSeq, a predicted model, not a curated record
AUGGCGAGAUCGAUUGCAGACUCACUCUUAUCGAACUAUGGUUUUAAUGGAAGUGAUUUGGCUAGAAGAUUUACUGAAGAAUAUUUUCAUGAUCCAUCUCGUUACUAUGGUGGGCAUAUUCCCAUCGUUUUCGGAAAUCUGCAAGCUUCUAACUAUACUGAUCCGGAAGGCCCUGCAAGCCAACAAUUUAAUGGUAGUGGUUCAUUCGGAAAUGGUUCUGGUAUGCGUGUUGCUCCUGUUGCAUUAUUUGCUUACAAUGCUUCCAUCGAGGAUGCUCAAGCGUUAGCCGCCAAAACCUCUAGAAUUACUCAUACACAUCCUAAUGGUGUAAAUGGAGCUAUCAUGCAAAUGUUAGCUGUUCGUGAGAGCCUCACAAUGGAUGCUGCCCAAGGUCUUGACGUUUAUGCUUUCCUUGAUAAAAUGCUAAUAUACAUGGAAGAUAUUGAGCAUACUCUACCAACCACAGUCACAGCAUCCAUGGAAGGAAUGGAUGAAAAAGAAAAAAAUGUAGCUCUUGGCAACGGUAUAACUGCAAUUGAAGCUAUUCCCGCUGCUCUUAUGGCCUUUUUAUGCGUAGCUUGUGAGCCGAAAAAUACGUUCAUGGAUGUAAUUGAAUAUGCAAUCGCCUUAGGCAACGAUACAGAUACUAUAGCCACGAUGGCAGGAGCUAUUGCUGGAGGCUAUUAUGGAUAUAAUUCAUUACCAAAGGAUUGGAUUGAGAAAUGUGAAGGGAGUUCGUAUGCGUUCGAUCAAGCUGAAAAGUUAUUCAACUAUGUAAUACAACGUGAUAAAUAA